AUGGUGGCGCUGCUGCAGCUCAUAUACCUCUCAUUCUUGUCCAAAUUCCACGGCAAACAACAGCGGUACCGAUACUCCGAGCUAUUUGGAAGCUCUGGAUCCAAAACGAAAGGCACACAACCUGAGAAGAACGCACGGAAGGAGCGACUGAGGUACUCCCUGUCAACUGACCUGCAUCUACAGUUUCAAGCUAUGAUCAUGGCCCGUGAACCAAAAAGCGACGAGGUUUUUGUCUUGCCUGCUUUCGAGAUCCGCCACGACCGCAAAAUGCCAGCCACAAAACCAGAGCUGGUCCAGUUGUACCAGGUGGGAGAGGUGAGGCCGUUCUACGAGGAGCUGUGUCCACGAUGCCAGGUCCCUACCAACUACUCCCAGUGGGUGAACAUCCACGUGAGGGGGGGCGCGCCGCUGGAGGUGUCCUAUUGGCUGACGUGGGUGGACCCCUGGGAGCCCUUCUACAUCGGGCCUCGCUCUGUGCCGCUGUACGACGAGGGCUUCAAGCAGUACGGCUUCAACCGCAUCAGCCAGGCUUGUGAAUUACAUGUGGCUGGAUACAGGUUUUCCGUUUUAAAUUCGGCUUUUGUGGUCCACCGGGGAUUCAAGAUUCAAGGGGAGUUCCACGCCAAGAAAGACAAGGAGAACAAGCAAAAUCGCGUCUUGUUCCGGAGCUUCAAAGAGGGACUGAAAACCAAGUAUCCGUCCUCGUCACGGAGCCUCCUAUUGCCAUGA
Messenger RNA from Knipowitschia caucasica, 729 nucleotides. NCBI's taxonomy places the organism in Eukaryota, Metazoa, Chordata, Actinopteri, Gobiiformes, Gobiidae. The record is from the annotation of a GenBank genome assembly.